Arvicanthis niloticus (Nile rat) is the source of this 1854-nucleotide messenger RNA. The record is from RefSeq and is a predicted model, not a curated record. NCBI's taxonomy places the organism in Eukaryota, Metazoa, Chordata, Mammalia, Rodentia, Muridae.
GACAUUGCAGACAGAGGAGACACAGAGAACGAGAAAGAGGUGGGCUUGCUGGCUUUGACCUCCAGGACCCAGUGUUUAAGCAGAAGGGAAGCUCAGAUCCAUCUCAGUGCCAAUGAUGAAGAAACUCAGGAGGAAGGACUCUUUAGUUCUUCCGGAACUUUCUGAGAAGGUCAAAGAGCAGCUGGCCGAGGCAGAGCUACGGAAACUGAGGCAGCAGUUCCGAAAGAUGGUAGACAGCCGAAAGUCCUUCAACUUCCGCAACCAGCGUAUGAUCGCCAACCAGUACAAGGAAAUAGAGAAUCUGAAAGCAGAACAGGCAGAGACCACCCUGCUUCUAAGCCUCGUGAAGUCCCCGAAGAACCUGGACAUCAACCAGAAAAAUUUCAUGGAGUUGCGUUUCCUGCUGCAGACCAAGGGGGACUACGAGUCACUUAUCUCCUCCAUGAAGGUGCUGCUGGGAGAACUGGAUGACAAGAUUGUUCAGAUGGAGAGAAAGAUCACGAACCAGAAACAGAUCUUCUUGAAGACACAAGAGGCCAACAACCCCCGGAAGCUGCAGAAACAGAUCCACAUUCUGGAGACCCGGCUGAACCUGGUCACUGUCCACUUUGACACGAUGCUGACCUCCAACGCCCAGCUCCGGAAGGAGAUUGAGGACCUCCUCUUUGAGAAGGCCGCCUACGACCACGUCUACCAGCAGCUCCAGCGGCGUCUGCAGAUGCAGAAGAAGACCAUGAACGUGGCCAUCGAGCAGUCUGCCCAGGCCUACGAGCAGAGAGUAGAAGCCAUGGCUCGGAUGGCUGCCAUGAAGGACCGCCAGCAGAAGGACAUCUCUCAGUACAACCUGGAGAUCCGAGAGCUGGAGCGUCUGUAUGACCACGAGACGAAGCUCAAGUCCUUCCUCCUCGUCAAGCUCAAUGACCGCACCGAAUUCGAGGACCAGGCUAAGAAGCAGGAAGCUGCAGCUGUUAAAUCCAAGAAGCAUGGCAAGAAGAGGAAGGGCGAGAGUUUCGAGAGCUAUGAGGUGGCGCAUCUGCGGCUGCUGAAGCUGGCGGAGAAUGGGGACCUGAACCAGCUCACCGAGGAUUUCCUGGCCAAGGAGGAGAAGAAUUUUGCUCGCUUCACUUAUGUCACCGAGCUCAACAAUGACAUGGAGACCAUGCACAAGAAGACCCAGCGGAUCCAGGAUGACAUCAUCAACCUGCGGUCACAGCAGCAGAUCUCCCACGAGGGCACCCGGAACAUCCUGAAACAGAUGGAGGAGAAACUGAGGAAGACCACCGAGGACGCGGACGUUUUUGAGAGCAAAUACAAGGAGAUGAAUAAGACCCUGGAGUAUCUCAAGAACUCGGUGGAGAAGCUGUUUAAGAAGAUAAACUGCGAUGCCACCGAGAUCCUGGGCAAGCUGGGCGAGACUGGGAAGAUCACGGACAUCAACCUUCAGCAAUACUUUGCUAUCAUAGAAAAGAAGACAAAUGACCUGCUGCUUCUGGAGUCCUUCCGGCGCCUGCAGGAGUUGGAGGGGACUGAUGCUGAUGUCCCACAGCCCUUUGUCAACCCCUUCUGGGGUGGCUCUGCCCUCCUCAAGCCCCCAGAGCCUUCAAGGGUUGUGCCACCUGUGUUUGGGGCAGACUCCUUCAGUGACAAACUUGAAGAGGUGGACUAUCCUCUGGACCACAGUAGCCUCCGGCAGCUGGUCUUGGAGAACUACCUUCAGAGGGAGCGCGGAAAAGAACUACAGGACACCAUAUCGGAGAAGGGGGAUGAGAUAAGGCUCAAGAAGAUGAGGUGAUAGGCUGAGACUCGUGGGUGGCUGUUUUCCACACUAGAGAGAAUAAAUGUUUUCUUGCUGAG